This is a messenger RNA of Penaeus vannamei (Pacific white shrimp), 729 nucleotides long. The record is from RefSeq and is a predicted model, not a curated record. Lineage: Eukaryota; Metazoa; Arthropoda; Malacostraca; Decapoda; Penaeidae.
AUUAUAGUAGCCUUUCCGUAGUUCCUUAAAGCAGACUCAGAGUUAUAAUAGAAGGUAGGGAAAUGAAAAGAAAACAAAAGGAAGUGAGGUUUACGAGUGGGUUUAUUACAGCAUGUUCUUGAGUUUUCACUGAGAUACAAGAGAUGGCAUGCACAACCGGUGGAGAUUUUACACAGAGGAAUGAAGACGACAAAGAAAAUGAAAAUAAUCAAGUCAGGAUAGAUGAGAUUAAUACAUCUUUGAAAGAAAUUGACUUAAAAGAUAAUUCUUGCAAAAGAACUGACUACAUUUCCUGGGAUGACUACUUCAUGUCUAUUGCCUUCCUUGCUGCAAUGAGGAGCAAGGACCCAUGCUCUCAAGUUGGAGCCUGUAUUGUUAACAUGGAGAAGAAGAUUGUGGGCAUUGGUUACAAUGGAAUGCCAAGAGAUUGUAGCGACAACGACCUUCCCUGGAACAAGCAGUCUGAAGAUUGCCUUCAGACAAAAUAUAUGUAUGUUUGUCAUGCUGAAAUGAAUGCAAUUUUGAAUAAAAAUUGCACAGAUUUAUGUGGAUGCACAAUAUAUGUUGCACUGUUCCCAUGCAAUGGGUGUGCCAAACUCAUUAUCCAAGCUGGCAUAAAGCAAGUUAUUUUCUACUCUGAUAAACAUAGUCACAAACCCGAAACAAUAGCUAGCAAACGUUUAAUGGACAUGGCACAAGUGAAGUACAGGUAGGGGAGUUGUGAUUUUC